Molecule: messenger RNA, 999 nt
Organism: Brassica oleracea var. oleracea
Lineage: Eukaryota; Viridiplantae; Streptophyta; Magnoliopsida; Brassicales; Brassicaceae
Product: probable pre-mRNA-splicing factor ATP-dependent RNA helicase
Exons: 1
Cellular component (GO): intracellular anatomical structure
Molecular function (GO): RNA binding; ATP binding
Source: RefSeq, a predicted model, not a curated record
GAGAAUCAGAUGGUGAUGGUGACGGGUGAGACCGGUAGUGGUAAAACAACGCAGAUCCCACAGUUUGUUUUAGAAGCAAUGAUGGAUGAAAUCCCUAGGUCUGAUGAUCAGUUGUUGGUUGGGUGCACGCAGCCUCAUCGAGUUGCAGCCAUGUCCGCGGCACGUCGUGUCGCUGAAGAGAUGGAUGUAAAGAUCGGGGAAGAAGUCGGUUACACAGUCCGUUUUGAGGAUCGCAGUAGCCCCCGAACGGUGCUCAAGUACCUGACUGAUGUAAUGCUUCUGAGGGAAGCUAUGGUGGAUCCUCUCUUUUUGAGAUACAAAGUGAUUAUCGUUGACGAAGUUCAUGAUAGAAGUUUAGCCACAGAUUUACUUAUUAGUAGUAUUCUUAACCGCACCUUGAUUAGCCGACCUGAUCUUAAGCUUGUUGUUAUGAGUGCAACCCUACAGGUUUUUAACAAAAGGUAUUUUAGAGGUGCGCCUCUCAUCAAAAUCCCUUCUGGUAGGCUCCUCCAUCCAGUGGAGAUCUUGUACACUCGAGAACCUGUGAUGGACUAUCUCGAGUCUGCCAUAAGCAAAGUUAUCGAGAUUCACAUGUGUGAACCAACAGGUGACGUUCUUGUUUUCUUGACCGGGAAAGAAGAGAUUGAACAUGCUUGCAGCAGAAUUGUCCGUAGUCUUGGAGAUCAAGUCACCGUUGUGCCCUUGUAUUCCUCUCUUCCACCAGCUUUGCAACACAAGAUCUUCGAUCCUACACCACCACCACUUUCAGUGAGAAAGAUCAUCGUCUCCACCAACGUUGCUGAGACUUCUUUGUGCAUGGACGGGAUUGUUUAUGUGGUUGAUCCUGGUUUCUCCAAGCAAAAGAACUAUAGUUUUCUCACUACUGACGAAGUCUGGUUUGUGUCCCGAAUAUCACAAGCAAGUGCUUACCAGAGAGCAGGACGUGCCGGUAGGAAAUGUUUUAGGCUCUACACUGAGAAGACUUUCAAUGACUUCAUG